This is a messenger RNA of Myxozyma melibiosi, 1613 nucleotides long. RefSeq lists its product as uncharacterized. The coding region runs from base 246 to 1544 and encodes 432 amino acids. The record is from RefSeq and is a predicted model, not a curated record. Gene Ontology annotation, biological process: regulation of DNA-templated transcription. Gene Ontology annotation, molecular function: sequence-specific DNA binding; DNA-binding transcription factor activity. Lineage: Eukaryota; Fungi; Ascomycota; Lipomycetes; Lipomycetales; Lipomycetaceae. The transcript has a single exon.
GAGAAUAACAAGAAUAAGAAGAAGAAGGAAACGAGAAUGAAAUAAGAAGAAGAAGAAGAGGAAGAGAGGAAGAAGUGCGUGAUAGAGGGUGGAGUAGCACAAGAGUUGCAGAGCGUCGUAGAAAAUAAAACCCGCCGGAUUUCUCUCCGCCCUCGAAACCUGUUUUCUUUCUUCUUUGCCGUUUAUUGCAGCUUUAAUGCAAUUGAUUUUGUUCUGUUUCUAUAUUGAUUACAAUAAACAGAGAAAUGGACUGCUUGACCGUUCAUCCGGCUGAUAUGAUCCUGGCUUCUGCGUCCUCUGCUUCGUCUACAUCGUCUUCGUCUUCAUCGCCUGCUUCGUCUGCCUCUUCAUCACUCUCUAUUCCUUCAUCUCCGCUAUCUUUCUAUUCUCAUUCAUCUCCAUCAUCAUCUGCUCCUCCGACUGCUCUCGCGCUCUCUGCUUCCUCUCCCGGAUCUUUCUUCUCUGGCGUCUUACUCCCCGGCUUUGAACGCCACUCCUUUGCCGAUCUCGCGCCUAGAAUGGCUAGUGUCUGGCUCCCGCUUUCUAUCCCAUCGUUUUCUACUUCUAUGAAUGUUGAAAGAUCCAAGAAUGUGAAAUUGGGAAAUCACGAUAAACUUCCUGGAUCUGAUGACAGCCACGAGAGUGCCAUGGAAGAAGAAGAAGAAGAGACUGAGGAUCAUGAUCACGAUGAUCAGGAGGAAGACAGUGAUGAUUCAGACUACGAGCCAAGAUAUGAUCCCGUGCUGAAACCUCGUUCGUUGCGCUCCCGCUCUCACUCUCACUCUCAAUCAGUCUCCCGCGGUGGUAGAAAGAAACUAUCGACUGCCUCUGCCGCUGCUAUCGCUGCUUCCAUCGCUGAAUCCUCCAGACGUCGUUCUCAUCGCCGAUCUUCUCGCCGGUCGUCUUGCUCUUCUACUUCCUCCUCCUCCACCUCCUCCUCUUCCUCUAUCUCCUCCUACUUCCAGCCGGCAAAUCCCACGCCUCUAGUCGCCGCGGCAAACACUCCCGAUCCGCGGUUCGCCAGCAGCGCAAGCCGCAACGGCGGCUCUUACCGCUGCAACCGCGACGUUCCUUUCAGCGAAGUUGUAUCGAUCCGGCCUGUAUCUGUAACCGAGCACCCGCGCGUAGCCUACCGGAUUCUAAUUGCCUGCGCGCUUUUGAAUGCGCCGCCCGAGCGCGGCCACGUCCUUCGCGUGGACGAGAUUUAUGGGAUUAUCGCGACGCGGUUUAGUUACUUUGACAUUGCAAAGUCAGCGCGGAACUCGUGGAAGAGCGGGAUCAGGCAUACGCUGAGUCACUCGGUCUCGUUCAAGAAGGUGUUGAUGAGCGAGAGCGCGGAUGGGAAUCUGCGUCCGAGCGUGAGGGUGGAGGAGGACACGCGUUCUGCACACAAGCGAUCUAGAAGAUCGCGGUCGGGUGAUAGUGCACCCCGCCGCAGCACUAAAUCUGCUAGAGAAGUAAACAGCGCGGAGGGGACGUUUUACUGGACGUUUAGUGAGGAGGCGUGGGAGAAGCAGGCGGUGCUGGUGGGAAGUCACCGUUAGUGCAGUGCAGUGCAGUCAGUCUGAGUGUUGCGGCCACAAAAUAGUGUUUUGCUUAUUAUCUGCCGAUCG